UCCCCACAAAACAGAUACUAAUGUACUAUGGAAACAAAGAAUUGAAGAAUCCAUUAGUUUUGUAUAUAUAUUUUCCCUUAUUAGUAUAUAUCCACUGCUUAUCAUUUUAAUUGUCACAAAAAUUGAAUUGAAUUGAAUUGAAUAUUUACACACAAACACCGGCGGGAGGGUGUAGGCGUAGCUAUUAAUUAAAAAGUGACCGGCCCGGAGUAGUAAAAAUAUGAGUGGUGACAGCAAGAGGAAGGUAGGGGUGGGGGUGUGGACGGCGGUGAGCGUUUUGGGAUGUGCGAUGGUGGCGGUACUUGCCUACACAAUCUCCACCGACGGCCUCCCUUUUCGUAAGGAACUGCUCACUAGGUGGAUGGCAGCUUUACUGAUAGAUUUCUAUAUAAAUAUCGCUGCCAUUGGGGCUUGGAUUAUAUACAAGGAAUCAAGCAGUUGGAUCAUCGCUAUUAUUUGGCUCCUUUUGUUAAUUUGUUUCGGAAGUGUCACUACCUGCGGGUACAUAGUUUUGCAGUUUUACAAGUUGACACCUGAGCAAUUUUCAAAGGAUCCUUUCUACUUUGUGUUGGCGAGACACCAGAACGGUGAUGUCGCGGAACACAGUAAGGGACUUUCUGUUGUAGCUGCAAGAGUAAUCUUUGCUGUACUAGGCUGCUUGAUGCUGGGAACUUUGCUUUACACAAUAAUUGUUGAUGGAUCUCCAUUUCGUGCAGAAUUAUACACACCGUGGGUGGUUGCAACACUCAUUGACUUCUAUAUCAAUGUCGUGGCUUUGGCGGUGUGGGUAGCGUAUAAGGAAUCUAGCUGGAUAAGUGCUAUCUUGUGGAUAUUUCUUACUGUAUGUUUUGGGAGCAUCAUUACAUGUGGGUACAUAGUGCGGCAGCUAUUCUAUCUCUCUGCUGACCAGGCUGUUUCACUUAUACUUUUCCGCAACAAUAACAGGCUCGUUAAACAGGUAUAAGAGACUUGUCUGCCAACAUGAUAUACAAAGGAUUAGCUGAGCAACAGAUUUGGGUUUCAUCUUCGUCUAUUUGCCAACUAAUGUAUUACCAUAAUACCAUAUCUUAUAUCAGACUCAAGUUACUAAAACGCCAUCAGGAAUAGCACGUUCGCAUUGUGUGCACUGUGCAGGAACCUUGUAUUUAUAAAAACUAUGUUUGCUGAUAUAUAUACCAGGAAUACCAUUUGCCUUCUUUAGCUAUGUUUGGUGCAGAUUUGACCAACAUUAAGAAUUCUAUAUGAACAAAUUUGUAUACAAAUCUACAAAGUAUUAGUUACAUCAAUAAUUUCAACA
Molecule: messenger RNA, 1297 nt
Organism: Erigeron canadensis
Lineage: Eukaryota; Viridiplantae; Streptophyta; Magnoliopsida; Asterales; Asteraceae
Exons: 9
Coding region: 221-964 (247 amino acids)
Source: RefSeq, a predicted model, not a curated record